Ailuropoda melanoleuca (giant panda) is the source of this 4883-nucleotide messenger RNA. It is a transcript of the gene RNF125, whose product is annotated as ring finger protein 125. The transcript is spliced from 7 exons. NCBI's taxonomy places the organism in Eukaryota, Metazoa, Chordata, Mammalia, Carnivora, Ursidae. Gene Ontology annotation, molecular function: ubiquitin protein ligase activity. The coding region runs from base 523 to 954 and encodes 143 amino acids. The record is from RefSeq and is a predicted model, not a curated record. Gene Ontology annotation, cellular component: VCP-NPL4-UFD1 AAA ATPase complex. Gene Ontology annotation, biological process: protein polyubiquitination; ubiquitin-dependent protein catabolic process.
CCAGCGCGGUGGGCGGAGCCAAGCCGGAGAAGCGCGACUUUAGGCCUAGUUCUCAGGCGGGCCAAUGGCAAAGGCGGGAGAGGUGCUGGGGCGAGCGUAGAGGUCGGCGUUGGAGAUCCGUGCUGUCCCAGUGUUGAGGGCGCUCGCUCGCCUUACGCGCGAGCCUCCUCCAAAGGCUCUCCCUAAAAACAAUAGGUAAAUAAUGUGGCUGUUCCCUCUGCUUCACUGGCUCCCUGUAGAACAGCAAGGGGCACCUGCUCACGAGGAGUGGUUCCCGUGGCGCCGGCCUGAACAGACCUGGUAUCGCUUGAACACAGCCACGCUUUUAGAAACGGACUACCACGAACGAACGUGGACUCAACCAGUGAGCAGAGAUGUGUGCUCUUGUGGGUGCUGCAGUUAACACGCGUGUGUACACAUUACCUUUUGAAUUCCUCGGAUCUCAGUCCCUUAUGUGAGAAUCCCGUACAAGGUCUUAGAGGUACCUCCGUGUUAUCCACAAUAGAGGAAGGCCAGUACUGUAUGAAGUUCAUAGACACGAAGAACCAGAUUUCCUGGGUUUGCCUCAGCGAAAUGAGGGCACACAUAAGAUCUUGUCAGAAGUAUAUAGAUAAGUAUGGACCGCUGCAGGAACUUGGGGAGACGGCAACCAGGUUUGUUUCGACACACCACGUUUCAAGUGCCAGCAGACGUAUACGGCUACUAGCUCCUGGAGCGAACAGCACAGAUGGAAGGGACAAAUGCCCCUCAGAUACACUGUUCUGUCCACUUUGCCGUUUACUACCUAAUGAGAAUCCAGGCAGCUUUAGUGGCAGUUUAAUAAGACAUUUGCAAGUCAAUCAUACUUUGUUUUAUGAUGAUUUCAUAGAUUUUAAUAUAAUUGAGGAAGCUCUUAUCCGAAGGGUCUUAGACCGGUCACUUCUGGAAUAUGUGAAUCACUCAAACACCACAUAAUUUUAUUAAAAGGAAAGGAAAGGAAAGGAGACCAUACAAUUGCACCAUUUGUUAAGAUGCUGCUUGAACAAUUGGAGGGGAAUUGGCAAUGUUCGAUGGGCAAAAAUGUACAACACUGUUAUACGUUUGUCCAUGUUUAUUGUUAUAUUGCGUUUUAAAACUGCUUUCAUUUUGAUGGCUUAAAUCUGUUUUACAUUCUUGAGUUUUUUAGACACUUAACAACAAAAAAUAGUCUCCGUCAGCCCUUAAUAUAUGGAAGAGAAUAUAAGGCCGGAUAUGUAGGUGAGGGAUCUUUCUUUGCAAAUUGGAUGAUACUGUGUGUAAUGCUACAUAUUAAUAACUACUGUCAUGGUUGAGCAAGAUAACUAAUCUUUGUUCUAUGUAAAAAGAUGGAAAGUGAAACCAAGUGUGGACAUUCAAGGAAAUAUGAAAUCUGUUCUAGUGCUUAUCUAAUCUCUAAUAGAAUAUUAUGAGUAGCCUUGUAUCAGAGUAGGAGAGGAAAAUUUUGGAAGUCAAGAAAGUCCACUUAACCAAAUUGUAAAACAUAAUACUGUAACAAAAUAAAUUUUGUGUUAGGAAUGUAUACUUAAUUCUUUGGCUUUUUAUAACUAUGCACAAUAAGAAUUUAAUAUUUUUCAAAUAUUUGUAGCUUAUUAUUUAGAAAUAUUUCUAUAGUAUAGGCAAUUUCUUAAGAACCUUCAACUGAUAUUUAUAGUAGAAGUGUUCACAUCCAUAAUUUUUAGUGAAAAACCCUAAGGGCUUUCAUUUUUAAAAAAUUUUUUUCCUUUAGAAAAAAACACAAAAUAUAAAUACUGAAAACCAAACAAAACAUAGGUCCUUACAUCAUGAUAAGGAAACACUGUUUUAGAACUCUGCCAGCCACUCUGGUUGUCCUCUGUGUGUCCAGUCACAGUUAUCAACCCUCUUCCCGAAUUCCACAGAAGUAACCACUACAGUGAUACCCAUUGUAACCACUUCCUUGUGUUUCUUUAUUAGUACCCAAGUGUGUAUCUCUAUAUACUGUGUUUUAAUCGUAUCCAUUUAAAAUUGUUUUAUUGGCUACAUCUUCUACAUCUUUUUAAUCUGUAGGUUCUCCCUUCUUUCUUUUCCUUAGGAUUUACUGAAGAACUUGGUGUCGUGGCCUAUAGAGUUUCCCACAGUCUGUAUUUUGCUGAUUGUGUAGUCAUGGUGCAAUUCAGCACGUUCUUUCCUCUGGAUAUUGACACAUGGAUCCAGAUGUUUGAAUAGACUCAGGUCCAGUCCUUUUUGGCAAGACUAUAGGUCAUGGUGUGUUCUUUCAUUAGAGGGCACACAAUGUCUUGCUCUCCCUAUUUGUGAUGUCAGCUGAAAUUGAUACUCAAUGCCUACAUCCAUUGAUUUUUGAGUUGGAGGAUAUUCUAAUUCUAUCAUUUCUCUUUCAUUUAUUAGUUGGAACACUUUGAUAAAGACUUGUUCCCCCGCAUCUAGUAUUUGGUUAACCCCUGGUCAAGUUUGUACAGGAAAGAAAAAGUAAAUAUUUGUAUUUUCCUUUCAUUUAUUAAUUUUCAAGGUAAUAAACUUGCUUCCUAUUACCUUCUAGAUAGCACUUCUUUUUUUCAGUGUUAUGAACUCAUGGAUUCAAACAUAUUUGAUAGGCUUCAACCCAUUUCAAAUAUUACCUUAUUGAAGUCCAAAUUGUCCCAUCUUUGGCCAUUGGGAGCCUCAGACCAUUGCCUCUGAGUCAUUUUGACACUACACUAGCUGUCUUUAUUAGCUUCCUUGCUAUCCCAGAAGACAAGAUACUCCAGGCUCAACUUUUGUGUUUCCUGCCUCAGACCUGGAAUGAGCCAUUUCUCUAAGAAGCUUGGUUACUUUCAGUGAGAAAUGGUAUUUCAAAACCAUAACCAGGGCUCUAAGGAGGCUCAUUGCUAUUAGAUUGGCCAUUGUUUCUAGGAGAGAGGUAGGAAAUCUCUAUUUUUUUUAAUAAGAUAAAACACUUUGUGAGUUUAUUGUGAAACUUCCAAAUCAAAUUGAGUACUACAGAGUUUUUACUUAUUCCUUUCUAUUACAACUGUGUUGCCAUUUUCUAGACUGAGAAUCCUGGUUUUCAAGGACACAGAGCAUGAUAGAGUUAGAAUAUCCCACAAUUAUUCAUUUCCUUUAUUUACCUUACACAGGCAGCAGCCACAGAAUAACAAUGUAAUAACAACCAUCACCAGUAUGAUAACUGAAUCAAUUAAAAUUUUUUCAUUUGCUCUUCCCUUUCUCUAUUUCUAAAAGUCAUACUAUGUCAGCAUUUCCAGAACAUAUUUGUAGAACAUACUAUACUCUCUUCCUUCUAUCCCUCAUAUAGUCUUAGUUCUUCAAAUAACAAUAUAUUCAGUGCUUGCUACUAGUGUUUAUCUGAUGGCUCUAUUUUUCAUAUCUGGCUCUUGAAUGACGAAUCCAGGAUGUAGAAUGACGUCUCUGUACUGUAAGCAAGCAAAGGAAGCUAUGAAGACUCGUGAUAACAACUGAGGAUAAAAUAUUUGGCUGUAGUUAGCUUUUUAAUUGUCAUCACUUACGAACUUUGUUCCUUACACAUAAAUGUAGUCAUAAUCACGGUGCCACCAAUUUUUUAUAAUAAAUUAUUUAUUCCUUCUUUAAAGAUUUUCUUACUAUUCUGCCAUCCACUGUGAGGUAAUUAGAAAAACGUAAAACCAGACAAAAUCUAGAGGGCCUUAUUCCCUCCCUUUUAGACACUAGUUUCAAGCUUGCUUUUCACAGCUGCAGACAAAUAAGAACAGAUUUUUAGUUUCACAAGCUCUUGUCCUGCAAUUUGGAUGGGUCAUCCAAUAAAGCAAAACCCGCUGGACAACAAGUGCAAAAAGAGAGGAAUUUUUCAGAGAUAAUCAAACUGAAAAUCUAGUCCCUAAAAAAUAAAACAAUAUAUUUUUGAGCAUCAGGACUGACCAUCCAGAAAAUAAAUCUUCGUUAGUUCAGAGCAACACAAAAGGCAUCUUUAAGUCUGUAAAACUUGAAAAAACUUUAAAACCUGGAUUUUAAGUAAAGCUUUCAAAAGUCAUCUACCACUAUUAACCUCAGUGCAGCAAUUCUGCAGCCUGUCCCUGGAUUCCUCUUAGGAUAAUUUUGCCACCUACAGGACAAAUGGGGUGCUGGCCGCCUGAAUUAUUUUGCCUUCUGAAUUAUUUUGAGUUCUAAAAUGGUGAAGUGCAAAUACUCAUUGUUUUCACGGUGCCUUUAACCUUUUAUAAAAAGGAAUUUAUAAUUCAUUGUUUUAAAAAAUGAAAACCAUAAAUCAAACCAUCAUACUGUACACCUUAAACCUUAUACACUGAUCUGUGUCAACUAUUUCUCAAUAAAGCGGGGGGGGGGCCAUAAUGAAAACCAGUAUUUGCAGCUGUUGACUACUAACAAAAAAGUUUCACUCACUUUCUUUAUAGCGCCUCAAGAUGCAUUUUUUUCCAAGGCCUUAUAAGGGAAAAACUGAUUGACAUGUUAUUCUUUAAAAGCUAAAGUCUUCUUAACCAACAAAAACCUAUGGAGAUUUUCCUUCAUGUACUUUUUCACCCAAGUUUCUAAAAUGUAGGUUGAAAAAUUGGAUAGUGAAUCUAUGAUAAACAAAGCUUCAGAUCAGAUCUCCUAAGAGAUCCUGUCUCCAGUGUUGUUGCUUCAUUUCUUUUCCUGGUGCUAGGUCUCUUUCAUUUUGAAUUGAGGUUAAUCCAGUUAUUAAAAGUUUAUGAUAUCAUCAUUUGUACCUUUGGACAUUGAAGUUAUUUUAAAAAGUCACUAAGAGAGUUCUUUUAUUAUUCAAUUGCAGCAACAAAUCUGUUUAAUGAUCGGAAUUUAAAAUGUACAUUUCUUUUCCUUCUGUAAAUAUGUAUUAUUGUUAGAAAUAAAGAAUGGCAGGACCAUUGCUUUCAUUAAAAUAUCCAGUGUCUGUUCUUAAA